Messenger RNA from Dictyostelium purpureum, 3762 nucleotides. RefSeq lists its product as uncharacterized. The record is from RefSeq and is a predicted model, not a curated record. The transcript has 4 exons. Bases 1 to 3762 code for a protein of 1253 amino acids. Lineage: Eukaryota; Evosea; Eumycetozoa; Dictyosteliales; Dictyosteliaceae.
AUGAAAGAAUACUCAAAUACAUUUUUUACUUCACAAACAAUUCCAGAUCAAUUAAACGAGUUUUUUGAUAUUGCAUUAAAAGAAGUAUCACAGAGCCAAAGUAAGAAGGGACCAAACAAUUAUAAUAAAAAAAUAUCUUCAGAUAAUGAUCGUGAUAUUUAUAUUGAAGGUCAAGACUAUGACGAUGAUGACGAAGAAGAUGAAGAAGAAGAUAAUGAAUAUAAUACAAACAAUGGGGCAGAUUCAUAUGAUAAUAGUUCAAAUAAAAAUCAUGAUGAUGAAGAAGAUGAAAACUAUAGCAGUGAAGAUUACAAAUAUUGUUUAAUAAAGCAACAACAACAACAACAACAGCAACAACAACAAAAAUCACUUAAAUCAAAUAGUUACUCUUUAUAUGAUGAAGAUAAUAAUAGUAAUAAUAGAAGACCAUCAUUAUCAAAGCAACAACAAAGACAAGAUGAUGAAGAAUCCAAUAGUCAUAAUAGUUAUAAUUUAUCUGGUACUAAAAGAACAAGAGAAUCACCAUCAAUGUUAUCAUUAAUAAAUAAAAAUAGAAUUAAUAAUAAUUAUGUUAAUGAUGAAGAAUUUAAUGAAAAUGAAGAAAAUAAUAAUAAAAAUAUUAAAUUUAAUAAUAAAAUGACACUAUCACAAACUCCAGAAAACAACAAUAAUAAUAAUAGUGAUAACAAUAGUGAUAAUGAUAAUGAUAAUGAUAUUGAUAUGGAUGAUGAAGAGCUAAGAAUUGAUAAUGGUAAAGAUGAAGUUGAUUAUGAUCAAAAACCAAAUCAAGGAAAACAACAACAACAUCAAAUUGAAGAUGGUUUUGAAUUAAAUUCAAACCAACCUUUAAAAAAGAAGAAAAUAAUAAAAGAAGAUAAUGAAGAUCAAAGUGAGGAUCAAAAUGAAGAUCAAAAUGAUUUAACAAACAAAAACGAUGAUGAAGAAAAUAAAAACUAUAACAAUAAUAGUAAUAAUAGCUCAUCACAAAACAAUAGUUCUUUAAAAGAUCAAUCACCAACACUUCAAUCAGCUAAAAGAGUUUUGUUAAUUAAACCACCAAGAUCACCAGCAAUUAAUUCACGCACAAAUAAUAAACCAUCAGUUAUUAUUGGAAAUCAAAAUAACAAUUCAUCUCCAUCCAUUACCCAAAUUACUAAGCCAAUCAAUAGUCCAACUUAUAAAUCACAAAUUUCAUCACCACCACCAUCUGGGAAAGUUCUUUUACCACCAAGUCCUGGUUUACAAUCAAAAAUACCAAUAAUUGGUGUAUUUGCACAAAAAGCUAAAAAUAGUCAAUCACCCUCACUUUUAUCUUCUCCAGGCGGUAUUAAACCUCAGCCAUUAAACUUACAACAACCUCUUCUGCAACAGCAACAACAACAACAACAAUCAAAUAGUAAAAGUUUAUCAUCACCGAUAAUGUCAUCAAGUAAUCCUGCCAAUGUAAAUAAAAGUCCAAUUACAAUUUCAAUUCCAAGAUUUAAAAAAAAUACUACCAAUUCUUCACCAUCAACACAACCACAACAAACCCAACAGCCUCAAUCACCAUCAGUUACAUCUGCAGGUUCAAAUACAGUACCACAAAUGAUGUCUCCACUAUCAUCAUCGUCUGCAAUACCCUUUCAAAUUCCAAAUUUUAGAAAGAAUCCACUUUUCCCUGGCUCACCAUCCAUGGCUAGAAAUGGUGUACCACCUGGAAUGAGAGGUAUCCCAGCAUCUCCAUUACUUUCAAUGGGUCUCAAUUCUUGUGCAAUGAAUAGUGAACCAUCAGGUCAAAAAUUAAAUACUGUUGAGGAGGAUGAAAAUAAAUCACCAACUUCAAGUAACACAACAACAGGAAUAACAAAUCCAUACCAAAGUGGUCAAGUACCAAUGCCGGGUUUAAUGAAUCAAGGUGCAUUUCCAAUGUUUCCAAUGUUUGGUAUUCCUCCAUUCAACUUAAAUUCACCAAUAAAUAUGGAGACAACUUUUAAUAGUCCAUUUAAUGGUAAACUUUCUAUUAAAGGUUCUUUAGAUUUCGGUUUUCAAAUUGAGUGUAAUAUAAUGGGUAAAAAUUUCCAAGGUUUCCUUUCUUCAGACUCAAAUCAACCACAACAAACACAACAAUCACAACAAACACAACAAUCACAACAAUCACAACAAUCACAACAAUCACAACAAUCACAGCAAUCACAAACAAACCCAAUGUUUAAUGGUAUGCCAUUCUUUGGUACUGGUGUAGGACCUGGACCAAUUCCAAAAUCACCAUACUUUAAUAGUUUAAGAAGAAAUAGUGUUAGUACUGCUGAAGGUUUAAGUCAAUUUGAUUAUCCAAACUAUAAUCAAUGGCAAGAAUUUUUACAAAAGAACUCAUUAAAUCCGCAAUCACAAAAUAAUAUUUAUCCAAACCAAACAUCACAAAAUAAAGAUUCAUCGAAUCAAUCCACUCCAAUGCAAACUCCAAAAUCUGGUCCACAUAUAAUUGUAAAUAGUGUAAAUAGUAAUAAAAAAGAAUCAAAUGAUUCAUCAAUAAAUAAAACAUCAAUUGAAACUUCAACAACAUCAGUAGCUGAAAACCCUGACUUUCAAAAAUUUAAACAAAACGCUUUUCAAAAAUUAGAACAAUACCAAAAGAUUCAAAUCUUUAAUUUAUCAACUAAACAAGAUGAAGCUAUAGAGAAAUCUGAAGCUCAGCAAAAGGAUGAUCAAGAUCUUGUUUCGAAACUUCAACUAAAAUUUAAAGAGGAUCAAGAGAAAUUACAAAGUGUUCAUAAAGAUCAACGAUCCAAAUUAGAUUUAACUCAUCAACACCAAGCCAUUAAAUUUCAUAAUGAAGUCGAAAAGCAGUGGUUAAUUCAAAGAAAUAAUAAAAACUCGAAAUCAUCUUUGUCUCCAGUUGGUUCACCAGCACUAACUCCAUUUAUUUCACCCUCACCUUCACCUUCACCACUAUUAUCAUCAUUUGGUUUAGGUACAAGUCCAUUAAAUACACCAAGUCAUUUAUUAAAACAUCAUCAUCCAUCACAAUCCUCAUCCUUAUCAACAUCUUUAACUUCGACAUCACAAUCACAACAACAAGGUACCCAUGGUACUGCUUCCUCUUCUGUUAGUUUAGCAAAUUCUACUUCAAGCGGUGCAAAUUCAGGUACACCUCCACCACUAUCAUUAUCCUCUAACUCACCACCAAGAUCACCAAAUGAUAAUAAAAUAUCAAUACCCUCCAAUUCAAUAAUUGAAAACGAUAAAGAAUUUAAUGAUCAAAAUAAAAAACUCGAUAAUGAUAAUGAAAAAGAUGAUGAAACUAAAGAAUUAAAAAAUAAAGUGAUUUUAGAAAAUAAAAAUGAAGAAAAAGAAAAAGAAAAGGAAUUAGAAAAAGAAGAAAAAGAAAAAGAAAAAGAAAAAGAAAAAGAAAAAGAAAAAGAAAAAGAAAAAGAAUCAAUUAUUAAAGAUAUUGAAAUGAAAGACUCCUCUCCAUAUGGCCCAGGAUGUAAUGAAGAGUGUGUGCAAGAAUUGAAAGCUUCUAUGGAUCAAAUAAUUAGAAUUUUACAAUCUUUAUCAUUAAUAAACCAAUCUGUUAAGGUUAAUGAAGAUGGAAGUGUUCCCCAGUUCAAUUUGUAUGACGUACUUAAUUACUAUUCGGGGAAUGAAGAGGAUAUUGAAAAUAAAAAUAUUCAAGAUCUAUUUAAAAUCAAUUUAUUAGAUUUAGAUUUCCCAGAUAGGUUAAAAAGAACUGACAUACCAAAAGAAUCUAAAAAUACAAAUGAAACCAAACCAGACAAAUAA